AUGAAAGCCUAUUUACAUUCAGUGAUGGGUACAUUAAAACAACCUGAAUCUCAUCUCAUUGAAGUUGACCGGCGUGUAUGGCCUAUCCAUGUUCAAUCACUUAUGUUAACACAACAUAAAGCAGCAACAACUACGGCUUGUGCUAGCAUUACAGAAGAUCAACAAGCUGAUUGCGAAAAACAUCUACAUCAACGUUUAAUAGAAAUGAAUGAAAAAAUUCAAUAUCAUCAAAAUCAAUUUAACGAAAAGAAAAAUAAUUUAAUCGGCUUUACAUCGAACAUCGAAGAAAGUAUUCAAAGUUUUGUUCAAAAGCAUGGCGUGAAACCAUUUGAAAUGAAACGAAAUUUAAAAAUAGCAAUGAUCAACCACGACUAUGAUUCAGAAAUUUUAAGACGUCAAUAUCUACAAGAAAAACCAAAUGAAUAUCAAAUUCAAGUCAUGAAACGUCUUUCUGAAAAAAAGCGUGAACUAGAAAAGUCGAAACGAGAACUAUUAGAAUUGAAAUAUCGAGUCUUCUAUAAUAGACCACAUUCUUCACUAGAUGCAAUUGAAACAACUAUGCCAAUAUUGAAUGAUGAUGAUAGAAAACUAAAAUUGUUGAAUAAACAUGAAAAAUUAAUUCAACGAAAGAAACUUGACUUUGUGGCUAUUAAAAUAAUAGCAGCCGAAAUGAAAUUCUAUCAAUGUCUUCGAGAGUUCGAUCACGAACUAGCUGCUAUUUGGAAAACCCAUCGUGAGCUUGUAAAAAACAAAGGAAUGUCUACAACAUUAACGAAUCUUAUUGAAAAGCGUUUGACCGGUAUUACUGAUCGAUGGAGGGAUGUCUACAAUUACAGACUGAAUUUUUAUUUCCGAAACUUCCAUGGUGAUUUCGAACGCACCAAUACGAAUGCAGAUGGGGACAAGAUGAAACGUAUUGGGUUUUCAUUAUCUUUAAUGAUUGAUGCUAUACAUCGAUUUUCUGAUAAGGAAUUACAAUUGCUGAAUCGGGGACCCACUUAUGUUCCAACUGGUCAAAUAUCAAUAUCAUCUUCGGGUCAAUCUAACGAUGAUAUUAUUAAAAAGAAAUAUGCACCAUUAAAGCAUCAACUAAGUUAUUUAUUUUCAAAAUAUCAUAUUAAUAUUGCAUUAUCAAUGGAAAUUCAACUGAAGAUAAGUGAUCAAUUUACAGAGCUUUUUUCUGUACCAAUACCUUCGAAUCUUCAGCAGCGUGCUCUCUAUGAAAAACAUCUUCUUCAAUCGAUUCGGUAUUCUUUAAACGAGAACAAUCUCAUCCUACGACGAACUGCUGAUAAUAUGAAUACGUUCUAUUUGGGAAAUCUGCAUGAGUUUGAAACAAAAGCGUAUGAUUAUUUAUCAAAAUCGGAUGCUUAUAAGGUGCUAUUGAAUAAAGAUACAGACAAUGGCGGUCAACAAUGGCAAAUUGAAUUGAAACAAAUGGUCGAAUCAAUGAAUCUAUUAUUGGAAUCAUUGAAAAACCAUAAAGCAGUAAAUAUCGAUCUGUUUAAUCGUUUAUUAGUUGAUGCAAGUAAAGUGAAACUACCAUAUUUGUAUUUCUUACCGGAUGUUUCUAAAGAAAAUGAAAUUUCAUUAGUACCCUACAUUACAUCACAACAUAGUGCCACAUGGAGAAUUGGUAAAUAUCUAAAUGAAUUACUACGGCCAUUUGUCGAUAAGAACCUAUCAACAACAACAUUUCGUGAUGAACCUGAUUUCAUGCGAAAAUUAAACGAUUAUGUGUAUGUAGAACGUCAUCUUCGAGCAACUACUUUAUUUUGUAGCAUCAAAAUUAUUAAUUAUUAUACAUUAGAUAUACAUAAAAAUAUGGUUGAUACAGUUGGUUACUUCUUGAAAGAUAAUUUAGUUACCAAUAAACUUGAACAAGUUACAAUUCAGACUAUUAAAAAUUUGCUACAUAUAUUUCUCUAUAAUAAUGUGUUCUAUUAUAAAGAUAAAAUAUAUACAUUAAUGAAAGAUAUAAAGAUCAAAUAUUCUUCACGUGGAAUAAUGGGAAUGAAGAAGAACUUGACAGUUUUUUUACAAACUAUAAGAGAUAAAAAUCAUAAUGUGCAAUUCCAGAAAUUAAUUGGAACAAAUGUACCAUUCUUGAAUGCAUUUGUUGAAAAUCAAAAUGGUGAAUUAUUCACUCGAGUGUAUCAUCAUCCCAUUCUGUCUAGAUAUACAUUACCGUAUGUAGUGGGUCAUUCGAAAUUAGCUCAUGGUGAUUGGUUUCGAUCAGCGUUAAUUCGAGCUGUUUGUUAUUGUUCAUCGAUUGAAAAUUUUAAUCUUGAACGUAUUUAUCUCGAAUUGACUUGUCUGGCCAAUGGCUAUUCAAUAUUUUUUGUUGAAAAUAAUGUUCAGCAUUUCUUCGGCUAUUUUCAUGCUGAUACUAUGCGCUAUUUAAAAGAUCAAACCAUGUAUGAUAAAUUUCGUCAUGAUUGGUUUGGAUAUAUGACAAUGCAAUAUGAGUUGUCUGAUAAACUUCAAACAUUCAAUGAUAAUGAUUGUUUAAUUCAUCUCAAUUAUCUGUACGAAUUCGGUCCUAAAUGUCAAUUCAAUCAACAAUUUCAUUGUCUUUGGUUAGAAUCUUUCAAUCAACAUGCAAAUCUAUCAAAAGAUAAAGUCAAAGUUCAACUUACGACUAAACAUCAGCAUUCGCUAAACUCUCUAUUAGCUAGAGAAAAGUCAACAUGUUCAAUUCAAUAA
This is a messenger RNA of Rotaria socialis, 2706 nucleotides long. The record is from the annotation of a GenBank genome assembly. Lineage: Eukaryota; Metazoa; Rotifera; Eurotatoria; Philodinida; Philodinidae.